UCACAUUGCUGGCGAAGCUCAURAAAAAUAAGAGACUGUUAAUACUGCGCAACGAAACAACAAAAAGAUGACCCAACGAGGAAGAUACCCCAUUGGCGAUGAGGAUGUGGUGACCAUUAAAGGCAGGUACCUCUACAAGGGGGACGGUGACACUCGAUUUUUUGUAAAAGGAAUCGCAUUUCCGAUCCCUCCUCCCGCUCCCGUGAAGAUUGAUAUCGAUGGAUGGAUUACCGUGCUGGAGCAGCUCGCCAACGACACCGAUAUCAAUGCCGUUCGCAUUUACGACAUGGAUUGCUACCAUGUGGAUGAUACGUACGAUCCGUUUCUUCGGAGGGCUGCCGAACUCGGUAUCUACGUUAUUGUUCCUCUCACCAGCAGCGAAGGCGACGGAAAUCUCAGCCGGGAUACUUCUCCCCCGGACUGCUACCCGCAAAAAUUGUUUCAUUACGGGAAAACCUGUAUCGACAAAUACUGGGACCGCCCAAACGUCCUGAUGGGUGUGAUCGGAAACGAGGUGAUGAACAGUUUCACCACCUACAAGAGUGCACCGUGUGUGAAAUCCUACUUGCAAGAUCUGGUGAAAUACAGUCGUUCAUUGUCCAGCCAAUCGUCAUCGAGUAGAAAAGCGUUUCCUCUCAUCUACGCAACCCAGCACGACUCCCCAACAUCAGAGCUCCAUCCCGAUGAGGCCAUCAAGCUGACAUUGGACUACCUUUCUUGUGCCUCUGGCACAGAAAGAAGUGAUGGGGCCCUUGAUCUUGUUUUCGGGAUCAACAUUGAGAGCUGGUGUUCUUCGUCGGAAUCUUUUGAUGUUGAAGACGACGGUAUUACGGAAUCGAGUUAUCAUUCCUUAUGGAGAACCUUCUCUGGCAAAAACAAAACAGUGAAGAUCGUAGAUGCCGUUACCGGAGACUUUACACUCGAGCAAGUUCUUCCCGUGUCGCCAAUUCCGGUAGCUGUGCCAGUUGUCUUUAGUGAAAUGGGUUGCUCGAGAAGAGAUUUCAACAGAGACAAUCCUCUUAUACCAGAAGACCUUAAGAAUAUUCGAGAUUGGAAGCAAAUUCCUUUGGUAUCGUCGGAAGACGGGAAAAUGGCCGACCUAUGGAGUGGGUUUAUUGCUUAUGCAUACGAUGGCGGAGGAUUCGAUGUCUUUCGUAUGAUGGGUGGCAAUUCGACCAAAUGGAAUGGAAAAGAAUCUCUCCCCCCAUCAACGGAGUACAAUAAUUUUCGUUAUCAGUUGUCGAAGGUAAACAAUCGAAGUCUCACAGGAGAGUCUUCCUUCUCUUUGAGCGAGAUAGCCGAGAUAGAUCAAUCAACUUUAUCUUGCAAAGAUGCCACUGCCAAGAUUCGGAAAUUCUUUGGUGUCAAAUUAUAUUCGCUAUCUGAAAUGCCAUCAUAUUUUCCUGAAGUUAGGGAUAAUGUAAAGCGAUUGACAACAUUCGAUCCUCGUGCGCCACCAUCUGCGGGCACUCCAACGGAAUCCUCUAUUACCAACAGAGUAGCGUCCUAUGGAGAACUGCAUCUCCUGAUUUCAGUGUUAUUGUUCGUUUUGCUGGCUGUUGGAUUUUUGUUUCUGGGUAGAAGAAGAGGCGAACGACCCAAUAUCCGAUUCGGUUGGCUCGAACAACGAUUUGGACUGAAUGUGGAUUCUAACAAUAACAAAAGACACUUCGAGGACGAGAACAUCCCUUUGAAGUCUGCUGAUAUGAACUACGGCAGCAUGUAGGCCGCUUCUAGGAAGACUGAAUCCUCAUCGUCUACCAUGAAUCUUGGUAUCCUAUUCUUUGGCAGGGAACAAAUUUGAAUAAGAGAGAAUCGACAUA
Molecule: messenger RNA, 1823 nt
Organism: Pseudo-nitzschia multistriata
Lineage: Eukaryota; Bacillariophyta; Bacillariophyceae; Bacillariales; Bacillariaceae
Source: the annotation of a GenBank genome assembly